Centruroides sculpturatus (bark scorpion) is the source of this 519-nucleotide messenger RNA. RefSeq lists its product as uncharacterized. NCBI's taxonomy places the organism in Eukaryota, Metazoa, Arthropoda, Arachnida, Scorpiones, Buthidae. Bases 1 to 519 code for a protein of 172 amino acids. The transcript has a single exon. The record is from RefSeq and is a predicted model, not a curated record.
AUGAAUGCGGCAUGGCUACGAUGGAGAGAAGUCACCGGUGUUCUCUGCGGCAAAAAGAUGCUCAUGUACCUAAAAUCGAAAAUCUACCGGAUUGUGGUACAACCCAUCGCUCUCUAUGGUUCCGAACAUUGGCCAUCAACGAAAGCAGCCGAAUGGCUUCUCCAUUCCAUGGAGAUGCUUAUGGCUCACAUGACACUUGGUGUAUCCCUCCUAGACCAUAUCACCAAUGACACGAUACACCAACAAUUUGGCAUCGCACCCAUUGAGGCAAAAAUGAGAGAGAUGCCUGCGCUGGUUUGGCCACGUCUGACAAUCAGUCCCAGAUACAGUUUCCAACAUUGCUUACCACCUAGAGGUGAACGGCCGCCGGCCACACGGAAGAUCGAAGCAACGAUGGCAAGAUGCUAUCAAUGCAGACACCUAAGGGCCUUGCAUCUGAAUCCAGGCGAUACACUCGAUCGAACAAAGUGGCGUUUGAAGAUCCGAAUAACGAACCCUACAUCUGUGGGACAACGUUAA